Molecule: messenger RNA, 3847 nt
Organism: Zea mays
Lineage: Eukaryota; Viridiplantae; Streptophyta; Magnoliopsida; Poales; Poaceae
Product: putative serine/threonine-protein kinase
Exons: 7
Coding region: 2331-3446 (371 amino acids)
Biological process (GO): protein phosphorylation
Molecular function (GO): protein kinase activity; ATP binding
Source: RefSeq, a predicted model, not a curated record
CAACAAACCAACCGCUUCAUCAGUGACCUAACAAACAAUCCGUCGUGGCUAUCCGCGCGCAAUGGAAGCAACAAACCUUCGUACCAUCAGUGAACUAACAAAGAAUCCGCUAUGGCUAUCGGAUAAGCCUUAUCUUCUCCAACAAACAACAAAUAAAUCCCGCCAUAACAUGCAUGACGAUCGUGCUCGCCAAAGUGAUCCGUGUCUUCUACCCGCUCGCCGACAUGCUCCGCCAGGACGACGCCUACCGACUCGACGGCCGCAUCCACCAGGACGACACCGAUGGCGGCGCUCUCACCGUCGAGAACGACGAGGGCGUGGAGGUCUUCGAGGGCGAAGCCGAGGCCGAGCGCGUCUCCUUCCACCCGCUCGUCGGUCGCAUCCUCCAGGACGAACGGCGACGCGCUCGCCGUCGAGGGCGACGAGGGCGUGGACUUCUUUGAAGGCAGGCAAGCGGCGGCAAUUGCUGUCGCGGGCGACCAUGCAGCGCAACUGGAGAAGGCCGAUCUAGCCGCCGCGAUGAUGCUCCUCCUCCUCGACGCUACCUCGCUCCGCUACUCGCCCGCCGCGCUGGUAGCCGCGCACGAGAGGUUGUGGGCCUGCAGGGUCUCCAUCGCCGUACGCACGAGAGGUUUGCUAAUAUUGUGAGAGCGAAAGAAAUUAUCCAACUUUAGACAUCAGCAAAGCCAUGUUCAUAUAUUUUUCAUUUCAAUGUUAUGUGUGCAAUUACAUUUAUUCAUCUACUCAUUCUUACAUGCAUAUUUAUGUAGUAAAACUGGAAUAGUGUUCAUAUCAACUUAGCUUAGGAACAUACAUGAAUUAUUUGUACUACAAACCGAACUAUAGGUUGUAUAUACUUUCGUGCCUAUACCAUUAGUGAGGGAAGUAGCGUGCACGGUCGUACUACCAUCUUCGUGCAUUGUUUUGGGGUUUCAACUCUGUCAUGUUCUCUUAUUAACUAAUCUGUUGUUCUUUUGUUUCAAGUGCCCACACGCAGAGAUUUCACAAGCGUUUUUAUGCGGUUUCAGAUGUUGAUGAGUGUCAUUAAUAUGACCAGCGUUUUUAGGCGUUGCUGAAAGAAAAAAAAUAAGGCAGCAAUGUUGGGUCAUUAAUAUGCAGAUUCUUGCAUAUAGAAUCAUAUUAUAUUGAAUGUCUCUCCUACUUAGAGUAAAACUAAUUGCUUCUUGCAUAUAGACUCAUAUUAUAAUAGAUUUCAAAUCAUCAUGUGAAUAGUAUGCAAGAUCUUUGCUAUCUACUGUAGACUGUAGUAUGUGACAAUGUAGGCAUGGUCCUGUUCCUUGUUUCUGUACAGUUUCUACCAUGUUCUUGCCUCCAUUUAUGGAACGAAACUUGCCUGAGUAUGGCCACAAGCCAUAUAAAAUUUUACUCUCGUGAGUACUUAAUACUUAUGAAAAUAAAUUCAAAGGGUGAAUCUCAUGAUACUUUGAACAAUUAUAUUGUGAAAAUAAAUUCAAUGAUGUACCUAAUGAUAUUUAUUUGGUAAUGAACUGACGGAAACAAUUUGACAAGAUUAUAUAUAACAUACUAAUAUACAUCAGUACAUACCAGAUUACCAGCUAAUAAUCAAUUGAUCUAAGACAAUCUAGACAAUGUAGGUGUGAACUAAGAUUGAUUUAUAGAGUCACUCAUUAUAUAUGAUUGUGUGUUAUUGUUCCUGUGCGCCGUCGUAUCGCACGGGCACAGUACUAGUAAUCAUGUAUGGAUCGCUUGGGGGGUUUAUUCCGCGUGCGUGUAGUUUAGGUGCGGAUCGUUUCUACGAUGGUCGUCACGCGCUGAUUGUGAGUCCAUCAUUAUUGGUUUUCUGUUAAAACCGAAUUCCGGGUACGCCCAAGCGUAUUUGUCAGAUGUAGGCUCCGAGACCCUCGAGCAAUUCAUGUGGAAUAAACCGAUCCAACGCGUCUGAUCAAGGGUCACGGCUAAUUCGACUCAAACCGGCACUAUGCAUGGGUCUAAAAAAUGAUCAAUGAAUAGGCGCGUCGCCACAGAAGCGAGCAAAAAAAGCAACAGCGACGCGGGGCAGUGGAGCGGUUAAAAAUCCGCCGGGCAUCGGCCGCCUCCUACCCCCUCUAGUCCACCCUGUCCCCGGACAGGCAGCGUCGGAGCGCCGGCGUUGCCAACGCCAACGCGGAGGCGAGACGAUCGGGAAGGAGGGGAGCAGAGGAAGGAUACAGUCCGGAGCUUCAGCUGUCUGCUGUCUGCGGUCUGCGGGAGCGAUCACGUCUACGGUCUACAGUCGACAGUUGCGACCUCCAACUGGAGCUGGCUUCACAUAGACUUCUGGAGGAGGCAACGGGAUUGCGAUUUGGAACAUGGGGAGUUCGGUCGGCUGCUUGGUAGGCGGCUCCAAGUCGAGGCAAGAUCAGAAUUGUCAGGUCGUCGCGGGUUCGUCUCACAGUUCAGGUCAUGUCUUAUCAAGAGCUGGAAAUAAUGUACAGGUAUUCUCCCUAAACGAGUUGAAGACUGCCACACAAAACUUUCACAUGUUGAAUUGCAUUGGCCGUGGGGGUUUCGGAGCAGUGUAUAAGGGAAACCUCAAAGAUGGCACUCAAAUUGCAAUUAAAAAGCUUGCAGUUGAGUCAAAACAAAGAAUUAGUGAAUUCUUGACAGAAAUUAAUGUCAUAUCAAAUGUUAGGCACCCAAACCUUGUCAGGCUGAUUGGUUGCUGCGCUGAAGGGAAAAACAGACUAUUGGUGUAUGAGUAUGCGGAGAAUAAUAGUUUGGCGAAUGCUUUGCUUGGACCAAAGAAUAAAUGUAUCCCAUUGGACUGGCAGAAAAGAGCUGCUAUAUGUAUUGGAACUGCUUCUGGCCUUGCUUUUCUUCAUGAGAAAGCACAACCAUGCAUUGUCCACCGUGAUAUCAAGGCUAGCAACAUUUUACUUGAUAAGAAACUGCUGCCCAAAAUUGGAGAUUUUGGAUUGGCCAAGAUUUUUCCUGAUACCGUUACUCACAUUAGCACGCGUGUUGCAGGAACAAUGGGUUAUUUGGCACCAGAGUAUGCAUUGUUGGGACAAUUAACCAAGAAAGCAGACAUAUAUAGUUUUGGUGUGCUUCUUCUCGAAGUGAUAAGUGGUGAAAACAGCAGCAAGCCGACUUGGGGGCCUAAUAUGCAUGUUCUUGUGGAAUGGACAUGGAAGCUGCGAGAAGAAGGAAGACUCUUGGAAAUUGUUGAUCCAGAACUGAAAAAGUACCCAGAGGAGCAAAUGCUUCGUUUCAUCAAGGUGGCACUGCUGUGCACACAAGCCACGUCCCAACAGAGGCCAUCCAUGAAGCAGGUUGUCAAUAUGCUAUCUAACAAAGCAGAAAUUGACCUGCAAAAUGUAGUUGCACCAGGUGUACUGAAAGAACCUCGGCAGCGUACUGGCGGCUUUGGGAGUUUGACAGCAGGCACGUCCUCAAAGCCAAAGCACCAAAGGCAAUCCAGCUGAAUCAUACAGUACAAUUGUACAAAGACCAACAUGAACAGCUGUCAGUUUAGCACAACCGACGCAUCACCAAGGUGACGUGAUAGACUGUCAGCUUGCAAGCUUGUUUGACGUCUUCACUCUUCAAAGGUGUCACAAACUCUAGUGAUAUGGAAGGCCUGAUCCAUUUUCAUCCUGUUUUAGAGUUACGUAGUAUGCGAAGGCCGCUGUGAAUUGCUGAUGUACAGGAAUUGUAGCUCAUCUUUUUUUUGUUCUUUUGCAAAAGAGGAAUUGUAGUUUGAUUUGACGAUUGAUUUUACCUUCUGGCGGCCACGUUACAAAGGACAGUUAUUUUAGGCAUCAAGUUCUCUAUAUAUUAGACACAUUUAGUAGCAGUUUAUACUAUUCAACGUUUUUUUACAAUA